AUGCGCGCCGCCGUCCGCGCCAAGCCCGCGCGCGCCGACCUCGACCCCGACAACAUCAGCGUCCUCGUCGCGGGAGGAUCGGGCGUCGCCAUGGACGUCGUCCGCCAGCUCAAGGACGCGGGGACGUGGGUGACCGUGUUCCAGCGCAAGGAGGACGACCGGGCGGAGAUCGAGAAGAUGGGCGCCUUCCUCUCCAAGGGAGACGCGCUCGACAAGGCCACCGUCAAGAAGGCUUACGACAUGGAGUACGACGCCGUCGUGUCCACCAUCGGCGGCACCCCCGCGGACCCCAAGGCGGACUCCGAGGGCAACAUCAAUCUCAUCGAGGCCGCCGUCGCCAAGGGCAAGGAGCAGGGCCGAAUGCCCAAGUUCGUGCUCGUCACCUCCAUCGGCACCGGCGACAGCCAGGGCGCGCCGCCGCCGCAGGUCUACGAGGCCCUCAAGCCCGUGCUCCUCGAGAAGGUGAAGGCCGAGGAUAAGCUCAAGGAGCUGGCGGAGGCGAACGGCAUGGAGUUCUGCAUCGUCCGACCGGGCGGGCUCAAGUCCGAGCCCGCCACCGGCACCGGCGUCCUCACCGAAGAUGUCAACAUCUGCGGCGCCAUCCACCGCGCAGACGUCGCGUCCCUGGUGGUGAAGUGCGUGCUCAAGGACAGCGCCAGCGGGAAGGUGCUGUCGUGCGUGGACAAGGAGCAGCUCUUCGACCAGCCCGCCUUCGAGGAGUUCGCGCUCUGA
Molecule: messenger RNA, 732 nt
Organism: Micromonas commoda
Lineage: Eukaryota; Viridiplantae; Chlorophyta; Mamiellophyceae; Mamiellales; Mamiellaceae
Exons: 2
Coding region: 1-732 (243 amino acids)
Source: RefSeq, a predicted model, not a curated record